Leguminivora glycinivorella is the source of this 1521-nucleotide messenger RNA. Its product is annotated as STAM-binding protein-like A. The record is from RefSeq and is a predicted model, not a curated record. Gene Ontology annotation, molecular function: protein binding; K63-linked deubiquitinase activity; metal-dependent deubiquitinase activity. The coding region runs from base 8 to 1216 and encodes 402 amino acids. Gene Ontology annotation, biological process: protein K63-linked deubiquitination. The transcript is spliced from 10 exons. Lineage: Eukaryota; Metazoa; Arthropoda; Insecta; Lepidoptera; Tortricidae. Gene Ontology annotation, cellular component: membrane; endosome.
AGACAUAAUGCAGUCACAGGACAAGCGGCAUAAACAGGUGGACUUGGGUUCUUUAGACCCCUCGGCCAGAGUCAAACAGCUAGCUAACUACGGAGCUAUGGUUGAGGUAGACCCGAAUGUGCCGCCGAGGAGAUACUACCGAUCAGGCCUAGAAAUGGUUAGAAUGGCAAAUGUAUAUCUAGCAGAAGGCAGUCUCGAGAAUGCAUACAUAUUAUACAUGAAGUUCAUGACGCUCUUCCUUGAGAAGAUGCGUAAGCACCCGGAGUAUGCCUCAGUGCCAGCACAGGUGAAGAGUGUGAACCAGGCCAAGCUGAAGGAGGUGAUGCCUAAAGCGGAGAAGCUUAAACAGAAACUGCUCGAGCAGUUUGCUAAAGAGCAUAAACUGUAUCAGGAGAAUGAGGUGAAGAGACGUUUGGCAGAGGAGCAGAGAAAGAAGCAAGAGCAAGAUGACGCCAAGUUAGCAGAGCGACUGCAAGCCGACGAGGACGGACGGGAUCACCCACAUUUGAAGGACGCGGACAAAUGGGCCGUGUCGCCAUCAGCGCCACCUGUGGACGGAGUGCUGUACCCGGAUGACUUCGCGAACACACCGCCUCGGGCGCCCCCGCACCACUACACGCCCGUGCCGCCACUCAUCCCGCCUUCGCACCAAGACAGCACAACAACAGGUCUGGUCCCAGGUCUAUGGGGCUUACGCGCCGUGGUGGUACCAGCGGGUCUGAUGACCCAGUUCCUCCGGCUUGCCCAGCCCAACACACGCCGAGACAUUGAAACGUGCGGGAUUCUCGCCGGGAAACUGGAACGCGACCAGCUGAAGAUCACCCACGUGAUUAUCCCUCAGCAGACCGGCACCGCGGACUCGUGCAGUACUAAUAAUGAGGAGGACAUUUUCCUGUACCAGGACCAGAAUAAUCUCAUCACGCUUGGUUGGAUACACACGCACCCGACGCAGACGGCGUUCCUGUCAUCCGUGGACCUUCACACGCAGUGCUCCUACCAGCUCAUGAUGCCCGAGGCCAUAGCGAUCGUCUGUGCGCCCAAAUACAACGAGACUGGAUUCUUCGCGCUAACGCCAGACCACGGCAUGCAGUACAUCACAAACUGCCGGCAGACGGGCUUCCAUCCACACGUUGAGGACCCGCCACUCUUCUACACGGUAGAUCACAUUCGCAUCGACCAGUCAGCCACCGUCGAGAUGGUGGAUCUCCGGAGAUGAACGCACUGAAACUUAGCGUUAUGUACCUGUAUAACAAACAUGAUUAUAAAGCUAUUUAUAAAAAUGGAUCUAAAACCUUUUGUUUGACACGCGAGCUUCCUUUUGCACUUUAGUUAAGGGUGCCAUAUUAAAUAGAUUAUGUAUAGGUAUAUUUAUUAUUAUUUUUGUAUUUGCAACGCAAUACUGAUUUAUUUAAAACCACUAUAACAUAAUACAUUGUAUUAUUCUAAGCUAUAGAUUACCAAGGUAACACACACUCACUGAAUUUUUCCCCUGCAGUAAAAACUCUGAAAUUGCUAAAAAUA